AUGGGUGUGUUGUUGGAAGCUCCAGAGCAGCUCACUGACGACAAACACGAAGGAGUGAAGGAAGUCGGCGGCAUGGCGUCAUCUUCUUCAGAGCCCAUCAAUGGUGGUGAAGAAGGGGAAGAAGAAUCAGCUCCGAAACUUGUGGCCAAACAAAAAAAGAAAAAGAAAGCUGGUUCCAAACUGCUGGGCAACGAGGAAAUCGGUGAAGCUGCAAAAUGUUCCCAAGACGAUGGCAAGCCCAAAAAGAAAAAGAAGAAGAAGGUAAAAAAGAAGAGUCCUGACGAUGAGGAUGGAACCAUCCCAAAGAAGACCAAGAAGAAGAAAAAGAAGAUCAAGAAAAAGACAGCAGUAGAAGAGGAAACAGUUCCCUCCUCAAAAGUUAUUGAAGGUGAUGAGCAGGUUAUGCCGAAAAGUGCGAACAACAAUCCGACCAUGGUAUCUUCCAUUGAUGAGUUGCAACAAUACGAUGACAUCUUCGAGAACCCACAUGACGCGGUCGAAAGCGAAUCAAGCACUACGAAGAUGGAGGAAGUAGAGCCACAAACAAAGAUCUAUAAACCUAUAUUUGGCGGUCGAGGUAGUUUAUCCAGUACAAAGAAACCAGAAUCACUCCCGGACACGGAAUCCAUUCAUAGCAAGCUUAGUGAGUUUGAAACAGCUUGGCGAGAAGCUGAUAACUCGAAACAAGAAAAUGAAGAGGAGCCUGUACCACCAGAUGACGAAGCCUUCAGUCUGGCAGAGACGAUUUUGGACUCCGCAGCGUCGGGUGGUGGAAGUACGUUCAACUCGCAUGGUCAAUACGCGGUGAUCUCAAAUACAAUGGCUUCAGAAGAGAAGGCUAAGGAUCUCCGUCGACAAGCAAUCAGUCUUGCUGCCGCAGAAACAAGACUGCGAGCGGAAGCAAGAAAUCAAAUGGUGGGCAAAAGUGACAGCAACACUGUCCACCACGGGAAUUGGCGCCUUCCAGACGGUGAUGACGGCACUGAGCAACCCGUAUCUGCUUCUUCCAGCAGUAGGAUGAUCCCAACAUCACAAGAAGGAAAGCAGGCAUACUUCGAAGGCGUCAAGGCCGCCUCAAUCCUCGAUAACAAAAGACAUCAGCCAGGCGCGUUCCGCGUUACUGGAUCCAACGACAAUGCUAGCAAUCCUGCUGGAAAUGAGGAAAACGACGUCGUUGUAGCAGCCGUCACCGAAGAGGACGAGGCCCAGCUUGAAAAACGGGUAAUGCAGCGACUUCUCAAGGAGACAGCCCAAGCUUCUGUCAUUCUUGUGGAGCAUGGUGGCAAUAGCCAGAAGUAUGAAGAUCCGAUUGCAGAAGCAGGGCGCCAAGCUGAAUUGGAAAAUUACAAGCCACAAGGUCUCGUAGAAAAGAUGUUUGGGGUCGGGCAAGUUCCAGUGGAUGUCGGUGCCGCUCCUGACGAUCUCAUUAAGAGAAGGAAUCAUAUUCCAUUCACAAUCAAGCUGCAUGGAACAACCAAUUUGUGGGUGACGUCCAUUCAGACAAGCCAAAAGGCUUCGGAUUCAUCGCAAUAUAUGUAUGAGAAAUCAUCACUCGAGUUAAAGCGGUCCAUCAAGACAUACAUUGCAACGACAGAACAAGAAGCAUACGAAAUUGGACUUGCAAUGGCACCUCCCAUUAUGAACUCGUAUGAUGAGAAUCCUAUUUGUCAGCUCUGUUCCACUAAAUUUGCUCUGUUGAAGCGUCCUUGUCAAUGUCGCAAUUGUGGGGUCGUUGUUUGUUCUGGUUGUGCAUGUAGCUGGUCUUCGAAACAAGUCCCAUCAACUUACAACAUGGAGAAUCGGUCGACUAUGAAUGUUUGUGUAGCUUGUGAUUGGUUGGCUACCAGUUUUCGGGAGGCGUUGUUGAAGGGCGAUCUAGCGUGUGCACUAUCACUGUACAAGUCAGGCAAUGUGAACCUUCGCAAGUUGCAUGUAUCCAAAAAGAAGGGAAUGAUGGGCGAUGAAGCAAUGUAUCCGAUACAGAUGGCAAUCCGUGGAGGCAACUUGUCACUCGUCAAAUGGUUGAUGUUUGAACACUAUUGUCCACUUUAUGAAAGCAAUAGCAAGGGAGAUCGGGGACUUCUAAAGACAUCCAAGGGGCGGACAGUGGUUGAUCUGGCCUUGGAACAAUCCAAACCCGAAAUUUUGAAGUUCUUGGUAACCAAUCAGGGAGUGUCUUUGACACAAGAAGCCAAGAAGGAGACUCGUGACUCCUUGAAGCAUUUGACUUGUUUAGUCCAGUUGAUUCCGGAGACAAUGCUAGCAAACGUGUCGAUCGAUGCUGCUUUGCCAACAGGUGCAAGCGAGCAUGUUGCAGAGUUACCAGAAUCAUCGAGGAUGAAUCCGAGGGAGGACGAAGACCAGUGCGCCUUUUGA
Cylindrotheca closterium is the source of this 2376-nucleotide messenger RNA. The record is from the annotation of a GenBank genome assembly. Lineage: Eukaryota; Bacillariophyta; Bacillariophyceae; Bacillariales; Bacillariaceae.